AUGUCUUUUGAGCCAGAACUUAUUGAUAUUGAAAAAGAUCGGGAGUUUUCAGAGAUCAUGCAUGGGAAAGAUGCAGCAAAUGAACGAGGAUUAUUUUCAGCUUUUAAGAAAGAUAAGGACGCACAAAAAGUAGCACUAGACUCGUAUUUUGGAUUUUGGAGUGAUAAGCAUUUGUCAGAGAAAAAUGAUUUUUAUCGUAAGGAACGUUUCAGGUUUUAUGCUACUCUUACUCGUCAUUAUUAUAAUCUUGUUACGGAUUUUUAUGAAUAUGGAUGGUCAACAUCAUUUCAUUUUUGUCGUUUUGCAAAGGAUGAAACGUUUCAGCAGGCAAUUGCUCGACAUGAGCAUUACAUUGCGUUACAUGCCGGGAUACGCGAAGGCGAAAUGGUAUUGGAUGUUGGAUGCGGAGUUGGUGGACCAGCAUGUCAGAUUGCUGUUUUUACGGGUGCAAAUAUUGUGGGAUUGAAUAAUAAUGAUUAUCAAAUUGAGCGAGCGAAAUAUUAUUCACAAAAAAAGGGAUUAACUGAUAAAUUGAGGUUUGUUAAGGGCGAUUUUAUGCAAAUGCCUUUUACAGAUAAUUCAUUUGAUAAAAUAUAUUCUAUUGAAGCAACAAUUCAUGCACCUUCUUUAGAAGGUGUUUAUUCGGAAAUUUAUCGAGUCCUUAAGCCUGGGGGGAUUUAUGCUUCAUAUGAAUGGGUUAUGCUUAAUAAGUAUGAUGAAAAUAACCCUGAGCAUCAACAAAUUGUAUAUGGAAUUGAGAUUGGUGAUUCUAUUCCUAAAAUUUCUAAAAUUGGAGAUGCAGAAGCAGCCUUAAUCAGGGUGGGAUUUGAAAUUAUUCAUUCUGAGGAACUUUCUACAAAAAACAGCGCACUUCCAUGGUAUUAUUAUCUCGAAGGUGAUUUGAGGAAGGCUAGAUCGUUCAGAGAUUUUAUUGCUAUUGCUCGUAUGACAACAGUUGGGAAAUGGCUUGUUAGUUCUUUUAUAGGACUUAUGGAAUUUAUCGGUCUUGUUCCAAAGGGUAGUAAGAAAGUUAACGAUAUUUUGUUAGUUGCAGCAGAUUCCCUUGUAAAAGGUGGAAAAAAGGAAAUAUUUACUCCUAUGCAAUUAUGGGUUUGUAAAAAACCUUUGACUUAG
This is a messenger RNA of Pneumocystis murina B123, 1134 nucleotides long. RefSeq names its product sterol 24-C-methyltransferase. The transcript is spliced from 4 exons. NCBI's taxonomy places the organism in Eukaryota, Fungi, Ascomycota, Pneumocystomycetes, Pneumocystales, Pneumocystaceae. The record is from RefSeq and is a predicted model, not a curated record. Gene Ontology annotation, biological process: ergosterol biosynthetic process. Bases 1 to 1134 code for a protein of 377 amino acids. Gene Ontology annotation, cellular component: endoplasmic reticulum. Gene Ontology annotation, molecular function: sterol 24-C-methyltransferase activity.